This is a messenger RNA of Guyanagaster necrorhizus, 1099 nucleotides long. RefSeq lists its product as uncharacterized. The transcript has a single exon. NCBI's taxonomy places the organism in Eukaryota, Fungi, Basidiomycota, Agaricomycetes, Agaricales, Physalacriaceae. The annotation marks the transcript as partial. The record is from RefSeq and is a predicted model, not a curated record.
AUGUCAGCGCCUGAAGAACAGCAACACCCAGUGCUAGGCUACCAGCAUUUCUAUUCACGCAUCGAAAACCAGGAUAUACAGCGGCAAUAUGUAGUUCGCGAUUCACCCAUCGAUACGGCCCUGAACAACGUUGCCUCUCUUCCGUUCGUCUCUUUCACACUCGAAGCCUAUAUUAGCGAAUGUGACUUCAUCAGUCCUGGAGGGACUUCCUUGGGUACUCUUGGACAACCAGACAUAGAUAUGAUCCGUUCAAAAAGCAGGGCUUCCUCCUUCAGUAGGGGUGACGAAAUAGUCCUGGACCCUGCAUAUCGCGACGGCCAAGAAAUAGAUGCUGAAGAAUCCAAAUAUUCUUUCUCAGAUACGGGAUCAUUCGACGACAUCGUUUACCCCCUAAAGAUUGCCCUAGGGUCAACCCUAUUCAUCGGUAAAGAGGUAGACGUCAGACCCUACAAGGUUGCACUGUACGACAAGGGCGGGCAUUCCGAUUGGUAUUACGAUUCGAGGCGGGGCGAUCACCAUGCCACUGUUCUUGUGGCGUUGAACACGCCCUGGAAAGGAGGCGCACUUCAUCUCAGAAAUGGAGGAGAAGAGAUGACCGUAGACAUGCGACCCCGCACCGAAAUCAGGGAAGGUUGGUCGACACCAGAGACCCACAUCCAUCUCAAGGCAGCCGCAUUCAAGGCUGACGUCGCCCAUAAAUUUGAACCCAUCGAAGAGGGUGUUCAAAUUAUACUGCAAUGCGAUGCUAUCGUUUCGUCACAGUCAGAUGCGCCUCACUCCAACGUUGGCGGCUGCUCUUCGACCCUGGAUACGGUGGCGUUCAAUUCGCGCUUGGGAUGCCAUAGAAGUUACGUUCCAGAGAUCCAGGUUCCAGCUUUCCGACCAAAUGAGGCCUUUCUCUCCAAACUCGUCGAAGAGAUCCAGGGGGCUAUCACUACUCGUACAAAGGAAAUAGGCAUCCCGCUCCGAUACCUUUAUCAACAAGCCAGCAUUAGCAAGGAAUACCUCAAAGGUAUCGAUGCUGUCAUCUACAGCCGACUCAGCGAAGUGUUCGAUGUGGAGCUUGCUCCGGUUAUCCUAGAUGAAACUUCCGAGGAUG